AUGACUCCAUUCGAAGAUCACAGCCCAGCAAAGAGUCCAUGGCUCGAUCUCGAGGUUGUAUCUUACCGCGUGCUAGACCUGGCGCUCAUGCAGAUCCGAGCUGAGCAAAGGAUGCAAGAGUAG
This is a messenger RNA of Parastagonospora nodorum SN15, 123 nucleotides long. RefSeq lists its product as hypothetical. The coding region runs from base 1 to 123 and encodes 40 amino acids. The transcript is spliced from 2 exons. The record is from RefSeq and is a predicted model, not a curated record. NCBI's taxonomy places the organism in Eukaryota, Fungi, Ascomycota, Dothideomycetes, Pleosporales, Phaeosphaeriaceae.